AUGAAGAAGAAGCCCGUGCAGUUUCGCACCCGGGUCAACUGCGGAAGAGUCUCCGGGAAGGUAGCUCACUGGCAAGCAGAGAAAGAUGAGGGUUGGAUCCGACCCGAUACGCCAAUCGACCACGUGUACCGGGCGAAGAACAGCGGCCUGCUCCUGGUGAAGCGCAAGGACGUCUCAGCCGGACAGGCCUUGAAGCCUGGUCAAGCGGUUGACUUUUUGGUCUACUCCGAAGUCACCGAAGGCGGUCGCUUAGGCGCAGAGUUCUGCCGGUCUGUCCCAGGCAAGAGCCCGAACUUGCAAAACAAAGCACCAACAGUCACCAGGCCUGCGGCUAAGCCCAAGCCAGCGGCCAAGCCACUGACACAGCCGAAGAAAGUGCUCCAGACGCAUCUUAAGAUUCCACAGGACAAGCCGAAGCUCCUGACACCAGUGCCGAAGAAAGGUGGGAAGCCACCUCCCGUGGUGGCACCCCCAGGAAAAGGAUUCAAAGCAAGCAUCCCAACGACGCUCUCGGCCCCAUCCUCGGAAGGCUUCAGAGUAAAAACAAAGCUACCCCGCCAGCCCGUUGGCACAGUUGAGCAGACUGGCCAGCUUCGGGAGUGGUGGGGCAAGUAUGGUUGGAUCAUUCCUGACAAGCCAGUCCAGCACCCUUUAGCUGGCAAGCGCCAGGGCAAGUUGUACGUCCAUCUUUCCGACAUGGAGGACGACAGCGUUACAGUGAAUCCCGGAAGCCGCGUGUCUUUCCUGGUUUAUGCUUGGAGCCUAGCCGGUGACAUCACGCAGACAGCAGCGGCCUGGGAGCGCACAACUGCAGGAUCUUGGACAACCUACCUGCAGGCGGCAAAGGUUUCCAAAACUUCAGAGGCGCCACGCUCAAGGCGGGUUCCAAGCGAAAGCAGGCCGCGGAAGAUCCGUAUGGAAACGUGUGGCAAUCCGAGGAUGAUGGAGGCCUGCCUCCUGACUGGGAGGAGCAUUGGUCCGACGAGUACAACGUCCCAUACUUCUGGAACACUCAGACCAAGGAGUCGGUCUGGGUGCGACCGGAGGCUUAGCAGUGAGAAGGCGCCCUCCAGACGUCCGUUGCGUGCGACGA
Messenger RNA from Symbiodinium pilosum, 1093 nucleotides. Lineage: Eukaryota; Dinophyceae; Suessiales; Symbiodiniaceae. The record is from the annotation of a GenBank genome assembly.